AUGUUUGCUACAAUGGCUGUAGACCGUCUGCUUGGAUCCUUCAUCCUUCUCCUCAUCAGUAUCACAGGGUUCAGUGCUGAGAUCUCUGUGUUUGUUCAGACAGGAACUUCUGUUCAACUGGAUAUACAGACACAACAACUACCAGAGUUUGAUAUUUUAGCCUGGAUGAAUAAUAAAUCAGAGGGUAUAGUUAGAUACAUCAGUGAUUCCAAAAGAGUAACACCUCAUGAUUCCUACAAGGACAGAGUGGUUUUCAAUGAUGUAACCUUCUCUCUGACUCUGAAGAACAUGCAGAAGACAGACAGUGGACUCUACACAGCAAGAAUAAGUGGAUCAAUAAACAAAGAUUUGGCCUCAUACAGAGUAUCUGUUAUUGACUCUGUGGAGGCUCCUGUCCUGACUGUGAACUCAAACUGGUCCAGCAGUGACUCCUGUACUGUGAACUUCACAUGCAGAGCUCAUGAGCUCAUGAUUAACUCCAGCUAUCAGAACAACAGAUGCUCUCCACAGGAAGUGACAUCACAGAUCAACACUCUCACCCUGAACUGCAGUGAGGAAUACAUCUUCUGUAACCAUAGCAACCCUGUCAGCUGGAAACAAGACAGAAGAAACAUCACACAGCUCUGUGUCUAUAAUAAAGAGAAUGAAACACUGGAAAUCAAUCUUUCUUCAACAUUGCUCAGCAUUUUACUCUUUACUGUCAUCGCUGUGGGAGUGAUAGUGUUUGCUGGUUUGGCAUUUUAUUGUUACUGCAAGAAUAAAACAGAGGUCAAACAGGCUGAUGAUACAGACUACGAUGAUGUUGAGACUCUGAUCCAGAAGAUGACAGGAGACACAUGGACCACCGUCACCUACUGUACAGUAGGACGACACCAAACACCUCCUCCUUCUCAUGACAGCUAAAGUCUCACAAACAGAACUUAAAGCCUUAAUUCAGCUUCCGGAUUUAAUGACUCUUGUGGAAGUGUACAGACACUGUUUUUAUUUUGAGUCCAAUGAACUUCAGUCAGACACAGAUGUUAUAAAUGAGUUUUUCUCUGCGUUUCAUGUGAGAACACUUUAUGUGCGCAGUGCCACAGGCUGAUCUCCUCCAUGUCACACCACACUGAAUAGUAAUUCAUGCAAAAAGGAGUCCCAACCAAGUAUUUACUGCAUAAUUAAACCUUCUUUGGAGAUCUUGAAAAUUUCUGUUUUGUAAAUCUUUUUUUGAUUGAUCUUUGAGAAAUUAAUUCACGUUUUUUGAGAUACUGAUUUUUUUUUAUUUUCCUAAGCUGUAAUUCAUAACCAUCAGAAUGAAAACAAAAAACUGAAAUAUUUGAAGCUGUUACUUUCUUUCUUGGUAUUUAAAUUCACUCUUGCAGGUACACGUGCGAGCAAACAGCAUGAGCACGAGGACAAAGGACACCUACCCUCAUGCAUUUUCUUCUUUCUGACGACAGCUGUAUAAUUAUUUCUGAAUAAUUUGAACAUUUCAUUAGGGAAAUAAAAAAUUCUAAAUAUUACUCAUUCUUAAUGUUAUAAUUAGCGUAUUGGUAAAUGGUAUUUAGUCUUUUCUAUUUAUACGAUGUUUGUUUUCACAUGGCAAGUUCUACAAAAGUCAUUACAUUCCAUCACAUCACAUAAAGUAGAUAUAAAUAAUAAUAAUAAUCAGUCAUAAUUCAUUUUUGUCACAUUAAAGGGUUAGUUCACCCAGAUAGCAAAAUUAUGUAAUUAAUAACUCUCAUGUUGUUC
Molecule: messenger RNA, 1731 nt
Organism: Carassius auratus (goldfish)
Lineage: Eukaryota; Metazoa; Chordata; Actinopteri; Cypriniformes; Cyprinidae
Exons: 6
Coding region: 1-903 (300 amino acids)
Cellular component (GO): membrane
Source: RefSeq, a predicted model, not a curated record